This is a messenger RNA of Closterium sp. NIES-65, 453 nucleotides long. The record is from the annotation of a GenBank genome assembly. Lineage: Eukaryota; Viridiplantae; Streptophyta; Zygnematophyceae; Desmidiales; Closteriaceae.
GUGUUUGCAGACCCUGAGGCAGCGGAUCAGGUGCUGACGAGUGGCGCCAACGUCCACGUGCUGGGACUCAACGUCACCACACAGGUCACACUCACAGGCACACACCUUGCCUCCCUGUGCACCCGAGACACGGCAGCCCCUCCAGCAGCAGAGGAGAGCGAGCACGGCACUGCGUCCUCAGUAGCAGUGGCGUCUGUGGAGGCAGAUAAGAGCGGGAGCCAGCAUGCAGCCUCGCCCUCACCAGCAGCGUCCCUGGUGGCACGUCUGGUGCAGGCAUACAGGGCCCACCACCAGCAGUCCGACCACAUGGAUGGAAUUUUUCUGCAUGACGCAUGUGCAGUGGCAGCGAUCACAGCGCCCUCACUUUUCUCCUUCAAGCGAGGCAGCGUGCGUGUGGAGAGCACCGGGGUGGGCCGGGGAUGCACUCUCAUGGACUACUCGCUGAAAAAGUAA